AUGUCGGCGAAACAGAGGCCAUCCGUGCUGGUCACUGAUGCGAGAGAGAGGGCGGACCAGCGAAGGUCACCGAGGCGUCCUGGCACGUCGUCUGGUACCCCUGGCCGGACGCCGAUGCGGUUCAUGACCGUUGAUAACAUCCUGCAGCACGAUACUCAGAUUCCAUCAGGCCAGCCUCGCGGACCACCCCUACCAGCACAGAGGCCACAUACAUCCGGCGGGAUUCCUCCCAAUGCCCGACGAAUAUCAGCUGGUGGCCUGCCCAGCGCCCCAUCCCGCACUGGCAAACCAAUCCCCUCGCGAACGACCAAAAUUAGUGAAAAGCUGGUCCUAUUACCCGUCACCGACGAAAGGGAUGAAGAGGACGAGGAGUUGGAAGGAGAGGCAGCGGCCAAUCUGAGACUACAGGACGAGAAUGGACGGCCACUGAGGGACGAGGAACUGGAUGUGCUUCGCAAAAGGGGUGGCAUUCGCGGGAAGAGCUAUGCAGAACGCCUACCUAAAUUGCAGAGGACAGACAAAGUCAGCCGGCUGACGGCAUAUUGCACUGCCCAAGCAUUCAAAACAAAGGAGACGGCAGAGUUUUUGAAGAAGAAGCACGAAGCUAAGACUAAGCUCUACGACGACUGUCUUUACGCCAUCUAUGCUCUUCCGCUGAUGAAUGGGAUCGAAGGCUACAGAGUACGGAGCCGGCCAAUACUAAAGACACCUGGAACGGGGAAAACAGUUCUUGAUCUGGAAAUUGAGCGUAGCGAACAACGGGAUCACCACGAAGGCUACUUUGAUCACGACGCCUAUACAUCCGCCACCGAAGGUUCUGGCAAUGGCCAAGGAAGACCAUCUGCCUUUUCGGAUCGCCCUUUAUCGCCCGAUGAUGGCCUUUUGUCACCGCAGAGCUCAUAUCACCCUAUAGACGACGGUCUUUCCUCUCAGAUGAAUCGCCUUGCGCCCGAGGCAAAAAAUUUUGCAGAGAUGUUUGUCUAUUCGUAUGGAGUCGUUGUUUUCUGGAAUUUCACAGAGCAUCAAGAAAAGGACAUUCUCGCGGAUCUGACCUUUGCUGAUGCUGAAGACGGCGUCAACCUGCUCUCAAGACCUCUGGACCAAGGCGACUACGAGACUGAAGAGUUCCAUUUUGAAUAUAGCCCCGACGUGCAGCGGCCGCGAAUAUUUAACGACAUGAUCACGUUGCUACCCCGAUCAGACCAUAUGAUCAAGUUGACUAUCAGCCAUGCAAUUGCCCAGAGCACCAAGCUCUGCUUUUUUGAAGAGAGAAUGAUUGAGACGAUGCUUGAUGCGCAGCAUGUACCCAAGACUCUGGCUCUGACUGGAGAGCUGGGCAUGACGAGGACUGAGAUUGUCAAGAUUAUCGGUCGGCUUUUCAAAAGCCGCGUGGAUAUCAACCUUUCAUCAAAUAUCCUCGACGUGCCAAACUUCUUCUGGGACUCGGAGCCUACACUGCACCCCUUGUACGAGGCUAUCCGCGAGUACUUGGAGAUAGAUCUUCGCAUCAAGGUACUCAACGAGCGUUGUCGUGUAUUCUUGGACCUGGCAGAGAUUCUUUCCGACUCGGAUGCUGAUGCCAAGAUGAGCUACAUCACUUGGAUCAUUAUUGCACUCAUUGUUCUCAGCAUCCUCGUCACAGUCACUGAAGUUGGCCUUCGUUUUGUAAUGCUGGAGCGCAGCAAGCGCAGCGAUGACAAUAGCAGUAGCAACAGCACCAACUGCGCUGGAGCUGAUGUGACCUGGAGCCCCAACGGAAAGCCGGGGGAGGCUGUGCUCACGACACCACUGCUUGUAGCACCGCCACUGGUCGGCAUGUCAGUGCCGGUAGAUCGUGCUGGGGAGAAGAGACACGCGGCCCUAGCCCCAAGCGACCUCGAGAUCCUGGCCCGCGCGCUAGGCUUGGAGGGCGAUGCUACUCUCGAGGAUGUUAGACGCGGCAUUUGGCACCUCAGACAAGAAAGUGCUUUAGGAUCACGGUACAGCGGCCAGAUGGAAGAUGUGGAUUGA
Molecule: messenger RNA, 2010 nt
Organism: Trichoderma asperellum CBS 433.97
Lineage: Eukaryota; Fungi; Ascomycota; Sordariomycetes; Hypocreales; Hypocreaceae
Source: RefSeq, a predicted model, not a curated record